AUGGAGAUCCUCCCCCAACUCCCUCCUCCUCCUCCUCCUCCUCCUCCUCCUCCUUCUCCGCUUCUCCGCACUUGCGGAGAGAGACACAGACCACGCGAGCUCCGGAGCAGGGGAGGGGGGCUCGGCAGCCAGGCUGUCCCUCCCUCUGCCUCCCUGGCUGUGGCCGCCGCCAAAUCUUGUCACUGGGAAAAGGACGGGGCGGUAACUUGCCUCCCGCGUCCCCGGCGAGGGGGCAGAGGUACGCCGAGGGCUCUCCGGGGAGCAGACCCUGGCCGCAGCAUCUCCGUGGGCAGUCCUCUGAGAAGGCGACCCGGGGGGAGCUUUUCCCCAAGAUGAUUAUGAAGUUCCAGACACGCAACUACUUGAAAGAUUGCAACUGUUCUCUUGUCCCGGUCAGACCAUUUUAAAUGAUUAAUGCCCAAUUUCUUAAACUGAGCGCUAGGUAUAUGGAUAUUUAUUAUUCUUCAUAUCGGGCACACACGUUAGUCAUACUGUUUCAUGUAUAGUCAGUAUUUAAU
Messenger RNA from Artibeus jamaicensis (Jamaican fruit-eating bat), 518 nucleotides. Its product is annotated as E3 ubiquitin-protein ligase MARCHF11-like. The coding region runs from base 1 to 336 and encodes 111 amino acids. The record is from RefSeq and is a predicted model, not a curated record. Lineage: Eukaryota; Metazoa; Chordata; Mammalia; Chiroptera; Phyllostomidae. The transcript has 2 exons.